Messenger RNA from Stegastes partitus (bicolor damselfish), 4667 nucleotides. RefSeq names its product A disintegrin and metalloproteinase with thrombospondin motifs 8. Lineage: Eukaryota; Metazoa; Chordata; Actinopteri; Pomacentridae. Gene Ontology annotation, molecular function: zinc ion binding; metalloendopeptidase activity. Gene Ontology annotation, biological process: proteolysis; extracellular matrix organization. Bases 174 to 3026 code for a protein of 950 amino acids. The record is from RefSeq and is a predicted model, not a curated record. The transcript has 9 exons.
CACUUUGACCAAGACUGGCUUUACAGCACUGGAAACCACUUUUUAUUUGAAGAGAUUUUGUGAAGAUAUUCUUUCGUUUGGAGAAGACGCGCCAUUUACCAGAGAUAAAGGACAUAAAUUGUGUUGAAGUCUUUAUUUCUUACCACUCUUGAGUGCAGUUUCUUCUGCAGAAGAUGUGUGCCACUGUGCGUUUUGUCUUUUUACUCCUGUGCGUCAACGCGGCACGAACCACUCCAUUUGAAUCUGAGGAUGUUGUACCUGUUCGGAUAAAUGGAAGGAUCAGCGGCCGCUUUUGGAAAAGAAGCGAGGAGCAGCCGAGGUUUGUCCUCAGUGCAUUUGGCAAGGACUUGACUCUAAACCUCAUACCAGAUACCAGCUUCAUCGCGCCGUCCUUCACCAUACAGCGCAUCAAAGCCAGGGAUGUUGGCGCUUUACGCAGCGCUUCAGGUGCCCAAUCUGCCCUGGACGCGGGUCUCCUGAAACUUUUGAACCAGACUGAGGAGAGUGAAGGACAGCUGAGGAGCUGCUUUUACUCGGGGAACGUGGAUCAAGAUCAGAACUCUGUUGUGGCUGUCAGUUUGUGCUCCGGCAUCUUUGGCUCCUUCAUAACAGAAGGCAAAGAGUAUUUAAUUGAGCCCAAACUUCGCGGCGGCCUGGGGCCAGACUCUGCCGAACAGCUGCAUGUCAUCAAGAGGAGGACAUUCACGGAGAGCCGCGGUGUUCCCCUCCUGUUUGAUCACGCGGCGGAGGAGAGCCGAGCCGAGAAGCACAAUGGGGAAAGUUUUACGCACGUCCACAGUGACGCACAGAGGGAACCUCGCCGGAGACGGUUCGUUUCCGCGCCACGGUUCAUAGAGACGCUGGUGGUAGCAGACUCGACCAUGACCCACUUCUAUGGAGAUGAAACACAGCACUACAUUCUCACCCUCAUGUCCAUGGCUGCCCAGCUUUACAAGCACCCCAGCAUAAAGAACUCAGUGAACAUGGUAGUGGUGAAGAUGCUGACGGUGGAGGACGAGGAGGUCGGACCGGAGGUCUCCAGUAACGGAGGCGUGGCUCUGCGGAACUUCUGCUCUUGGCAGCAACUCUUCAACCCACCGAGCCAGAGGCAUCCAGAGCACUACGACACUGCCAUGCUGUUCACUAGAGAGGACAUCUGCGGUCAGAAGAGCUGCGACACGUUGGGCGUGGCCGACGUCGGGACGAUGUGCGACCCCAAGAGGAGCUGUUCUGUCAUCGAGGACAACGGCCUGCAAGCUGCCUUCACAGCUGCACACGAGCUCGGUCAUGUGUUGAGCAUGCCUCAUGAUGACUCCAAGACAUGUGAGAGGCUGUUUGGGGAUCUGGGAGGACAUUACCUGAUGGCUCCUCUGUUUGUCAGCCUCAACAAGACUGCACCUUGGUCUCCCUGCAGCGCUCUCUACGUCACCGAAUUCUUUGACAAUGGACAUGGAGACUGCCUGCUGGAUGUCCCGGAGAGCACCAUGCCUUUACCAAGAGAACUGCCAGGCACCAAGUACACUCUGGACCAACAGUGCCAGCAGAUUUUUGGAGAGGAGUUCAUCCACUGCCCCAACACCUCCGACAGUGAUAUCUGCAGCCAGCUGUGGUGUCACGAGGACGGGACGCCGCAGUGCUCCACCAAGAACGGCAGCUUGCCCUGGGCUGAUGGCACCCCCUGCAGCCCCAAUGGGACCUGCCUCAAUGGGGCGUGCAUGUCGACCGUGGAGGUGAUGCAGCCGUUGAUGGUUGUGGACGGCGGCUGGAGCUCCUGGGGACCGUGGCAGCAGUGCUCCAGGACAUGUGGAGGUGGGGUGGAGUUCUCCUACAGGGAGUGCACCAGCCCCGUGCCUCAGAACGGAGGGAAGUACUGUGAGGGACAGAGGGUCCAGUACCAGUCCUGCAACAUACAGCUGUGUGACAACAAUGAAGGUAUAAGUUUCAGAGAGGAGCAGUGUGAGAAGUACAACAGCCCCAACUACCUGGAUCACAAUGGGAACAUGAAGCAGUGGAUACCGAAGUACGCCGGUGUUUCUCCCAGAGACAGAUGUAAGCUGUUCUGCAGGGCCAGAGGCAGCAGUGAAUUUAAGGUGUUUGAAUCCAAGGUGAUUGACGGAACGACCUGUGGCCCUGACACUACGUCCGUGUGUGUCCAAGGCCAGUGUGUGAAGGCCGGCUGCGACCAGGUGAUUGGAUCCAACAAGAGGGUGGAUAAGUGUGGAGAAUGCGGAGGAAAUGGACUCGCCUGCAGAAAGAUCACAGGCUCCUACAACAAAGCAACCUUUGGAUACAAUGACAUUGUCACGAUUCCCAUUGGCGCGACUAACAUUGACAUCAAACAGCGGAGUCACAGAGGAAUCAAACAUGACGGGAACUACCUGGCUAUAAAAAGAGAGAGCGGUAGCUACAUCCUCAACGGUAACUUCUCUGUGUCCACGGUGGAGCAAGAUAUUCCAGUGCUGGGCGCUAUACUAAAGUACAGCGGUUCCUCUACCACGUUAGAGAGGAUCCAGAGCUUCAGGCAGCUUAAGGAGGCCAUCACCAUCCAACUCCUGGCCACUGGAGGGGAUGCCAACCCUCCCAAGGUCAAGUAUACCUUUUUUAUCCCCCGAGAUGUGACCUUCAACAAAUCCAAGGAGAGGAAGGGCUCUUCCCCAUCUUUGCAUAUGAUCCAUCCGUUUGGUGUACCUGACUGGGUACUGGGAGAGUGGUCUGAGUGCUCCAAGAGCUGUGGCUCUGGGUGGUCCAGGAGGAAUGUUGAAUGCCGAGACAACGAAGGAUUCCUCUCCAGCCAGUGCGACAAAGACCUGAAGCCCAUGGACAUCAGGCCUUGUGGGGAUCUGCCAUGCCCCAUAUGGCAGAUGGGACCGUGGUCUGCCUGCUCACGAACUUGUGGCCAGGGAGAGCGUCGCCGCAGCGUCUUCUGCAUAGACUACACUGGGAAGACUGUCGAGUCAGAGAAGUGUGAUCCGAAGAAAGUUCCAGAGCCAGUCUCUGGAGAAUGUUUCAACCAGGACUGCUUAUGAAGAACAUGGUGAACUUUCACUUUUUGGUCUGAGUGCACUUACCAGCCAUGGAUGGAUUACUGAAUGGGUGCGCCAGGAGUGGGCCCCGGGGCUAAAUAUCUACAAAGCAACAACAACGACUACAAAAUUACCCAGAAAAGGUGCCAAGUAAUCACAAAGACAUUCUAAAGACUACAACGAGGUUCAAAAUGAUCAUAGAGUGACACAAAAUGACUGCAGAGAGACAUAAAAUGACUAAAAGACGCAAUAUGACCUUACAAGUUAAUUGCAAAGCGACAAAAAAUUACUCAAUUCUCCGUCUCUAAGAUUCUAAAAGUUCUAGAUAACCUGCAAAAUGUAAUCUGGCAAAUCUCAGUCGUCUUUUUGGGCCUCUUUCAAUCUGGUCGGGUUCAUAUGUCUGUGUCCCAGGACCCAUUGUCUCACAGUCCAUCCAUGUUACCAUCUGGUUGCAUCAAGUCACAUCAAGGGCUUGUACCUGAAUAUUGUUUUGUCAUCUUUUGUUGACAUUUGACAACCACUAUUGAGAUUUGACACAAUGAAAAUCUACCUCAGGAUGUACAUGUGAUGCUAUGUAUAGAUGAAGGUGCGGUGUAUGUUUUCUCUAGAAUGAGAAGCUUUCUAGUCCCACUUAAACAGAAUCUGACUCUUUGGAUGAAGUUUAGUAUAAUCUGCACUUCCUGAGUUAGCUGUCACUUAAUGUGGGUCUAGAACAAUGGCAUUAAACCUGCUGUCAAACACCAGCACAGUGUAAAUAUACCUCCAACUGUCCUCCACAGAACUCAACCCUCUAUAAAGCUUUGAUCGAGCCAUUUACCUAUUACUGAGGUAAGUUCUUACGAUUGAGGCAUUGGGAUUUAAAGCCUCUGAGAAAUGUGCUCUGGUGUGACUGCUUCUCCUGUCCACACGCAUACUAAUGUGAUCUGCAUUAAAUGCUUGCGAUAAAGAUGUCAUGCUUGUAUCCUAAAGAUUAGCAUCGUCAAGCGAUGGGCAAACCAUUCGCUGACACUUUAUCUGGAAUUAUUUAAACUUAAAAAUAUGGAUUAUUUCAAUACUUAACUACACAUGUAGAAUUUAAAGAAUCUGAUAGAAUUUGAGUUUACACAUUGUGUGAAAUCUUUUAGCCUAGAUAAUGACUGGUCACUCCAGAACAGAAAAACUCACGACAGAGAUUCCUCCUCUGCCCCGUAGUUUGAUUUUAGCCUUUUCUGAGGUGCAUUACAAUGCAGUUGAGAUGAACAGUGGUACAAACAACACAUGUUUGUUUGGAGAUAUUACUAAGUUAAAUGAUAAGCAUAUUAUCUAUCUUGUAUAUGAAAAAUAACAUUAAUUUUAUUCAUUUUCAGACUUUUUUUUUGUUGUUAAUGCAUCAUAUGCAAACGCUCACAGUGGUUUUUAGACUCUUGUAUGUAUAUUUGAUUUCUUCAUUCCUGUUGUUAAUUUACAGUAUGUUAUAAAACAAGAGAUGGAGCAUUAGGCCUAUAUCCCUUCAGUGAAGGACCAUACUAUUUUAUUAUUGCAGCUUCCUUUUUAAGCUAUUUAUUUUUGUAAAGUUUUUACCUUGGACAUGUAAUUAACAUGGCAGAUGCUGCUGUCUUUGAGAUUUUUGUCUAUAAAAUGGUCAAAUAAACACAUUUAUGUCAA